Messenger RNA from Vitis riparia (riverbank grape), 1175 nucleotides. RefSeq lists its product as uncharacterized. The coding region runs from base 480 to 977 and encodes 165 amino acids. Lineage: Eukaryota; Viridiplantae; Streptophyta; Magnoliopsida; Vitales; Vitaceae. The transcript has a single exon. The record is from RefSeq and is a predicted model, not a curated record.
ACAAGCAUCACUGUCCACUUCAAGGUCACAUUUAAAAUAGGAAAGCGCAAGUUCAGGAGCCAUGAUAUCGGCCAACCGCUGAUUUGAUUGAAAGCGGGCCUACUUUUAGCAGAUCUGCAGGCUGCAUUCAUCUCCACACCGUUGUAUAUUUCAAAAUCCCAACGUGACUUCCAAGCUUUGCCGCCACUGUUCAAAGUUACGUGGAGCAUUAUUCAUCCGUUGAAGGAAACUUAUUCCAAAACGCUCCUCUCCUACAUGCCACGUGUCACCAAUCUUGGCUUUUACGUAGACAGUCAACUGUGUUCAUGGACUCGUGAAGCCCAGUUCGGGCCCGCCAACCCUUCAAUCCCGCCGAGACUAGUCUAUUCCUUCGUCUAUAUAUAUAUAUAAGAGAGCUAGCAAAGCUAGAAAUAGAGUUUGUUAUUUUCAGUUAUAGUAAUAGGUACUUUGUAGGAGAGGUUUUUCUUUCUCUGUGAACCAUGGCUGUGGAUGAAUCGUUCAGGCAACCAGGGGCCGUUCCAUUCAAGUGGGAGAUCCGACCUGGUGUGCCCAAGGUCCAGCACCGUCACCAGCAACCUGGUAACCACCAACGUUCAUCCACGAACCCGCCGCAGAAGCUCCGGCCUCCGCCUUCCAGUCCCCGGUCCAAUUUCCCCCCUCUGCCUGAAUUCCAAACCGGGACUUUCCGAUCAGCGCCUCGAGCCCGCUCCGAUCGCUGGAUAUUCGACCAGCCCGCGGUGGUUUCGGUCGGGUGCUUUCCAGCACCAUUGAUGAGCCGAAAGGAUAGCAAGAAGAGGAUCGUAAAAUUACCAGAGCCCAUGUUCAAUUCGGACAUCGAAAUUCGGACCCGAAGGUCCUUUUCUUUUCGGAGGGCCCCGUCGCCAUUCCUGGCUUCGCCGUCGUCGUCUUACUCGUCAUACGGGUCUUCGCCUCGACCCGUCAGAGAUUCCGAUUGGGCCGGGUUCGGACUCUUCUAGUGAAAAACUGUUGUAUGUUUGGAAUGCUUCAGAGCCGUCCGAUUUGAAUACUUUUUUGAAGGAAUAAUAGUAUUCGCACGCCCUCAUCCUAGGCGCGUGGAAAGGACGAGCGAAUUGAAAUAGGACAACUUACUUUUUAAGCCACCCUUUCUCUUUAAUUAAUGAAGUAAUUUGGUCAUUAGUCAAAGCUGCCACGCA